This is a messenger RNA of Branchiostoma floridae (Florida lancelet), 777 nucleotides long. RefSeq names its product neuronal pentraxin-2-like. Lineage: Eukaryota; Metazoa; Chordata; Leptocardii; Amphioxiformes; Branchiostomatidae. The transcript has 3 exons. The record is from RefSeq and is a predicted model, not a curated record. Bases 265 to 777 code for a protein of 170 amino acids.
GAUACCCGUCCUAUUCUAAACGGUUUCAUAAAAGAGACGGCAAGACCUGAUCCCUUACUUUUAUGAACUCCUGCAACCUGACAUUCAGAGGAAAGUAUUUGAUGGAACUGAAUAAACUCUUAACAAAGAUGCAUCGUUUUUAUUUCAACUACGGCAGGUUAUCUGCAAAAGAUAACCUUUCCGGCUCCACGAAGCGCCAGUAACUACGCCAAGCUGGGGACAACAUUGGCUCAGGACUUGGGAAGUUUUACUUUAUGUCUGCAAAUGCGCACCGACAUGAGCUCCACGACUAAAGCAGGUCUGGUCAGCUAUGCUGUACAAGGACAAGCCAAUGAGCUACUCGUCUUUACUAAUGGAGGGAGCGAAUUCCAUUAUUGGGUUGGAGGUAAGAAGAUUGCCUUUGGUGCCUUGCCUGUUUGGGACGGCGAGAGGCAUGAAGUAUGUGUCACCUGGCGCAGCACCGGUGGAGCCUGGCAGAUGUACAUGGACGGCACUCUAAAGAAGUCCGGUUUUGGGCUGAACGUAGGAGGAAAAGUGCGCAGUGGUGGGACAUGGAUCCUUGGACAGGAGCAAGACACAGUUGGGGGAGGGUUCGACGUCAAUCAAGCGUUCAGCGGAGAACUGUCACAGGUGAACCUCUGGGACCGCGUGCUGACUCCAGCUGAGGUGGGGCCAGACUCCUGUGGUCAACAUGGCAACGUGAUUGACUGGGAAACCGCGGACAUCGAGGUUUUUGGACUGGCCACUAGUGCUGAAUAUCGCUGCGUUUCGGACUAG